AUGGUAUUCGGAGUUAUUGGCAGGCCAGCAAGUGGUCACAGCUUUGCCAUCUAUGGCAUCCGGUUGAAGAAUUUCCUUGAUCCGCAGCAGCGCGCGUCGACAGCCUGCGCUGGACCGGCGCCCGGGGCCGUCCGGCGCGACGCACCACGCUUCGGGGAAGCCCCUGGCGGCGGCGGCGGCACGCUGCAGUGGGCGCUAACAGCUGUAAUGUAUGGAUUCAUACAGUUGAAACAAGACUUGAAAGGAAGUUUCACCUUUUUGGAUACACUUUAUUUUGGAGCACUCAUUUCAUCUACAGAUCCCCUUACAAUAUUGGCAGUUUUCCAUGAUUUACAUGUAGAUGUUAAUCUAUAUGCUCUUGUGUUUGGAGAAAGUGUUCUAAAUGAUGCAGUUGCCAUUGUAUUAAGUGGAGCUAUUCAGAAUUAUGGAGAGCGAUAUCAGUCAGGCUCUGGUGGCUUUGAAACCAAUGCCUUCUUCAGAGCAUUAGGUGACUUCAUAGGAAUAUUUAGUUUAUCAUUACUUAUUGGUGCAUUGAUGGGCUGUUUGACUGCAGUUGUUACAAAGUUUACCAGAGUUCGAGACUUCCCGCUCCUGGAGUCUGCUCUGUUUGUACUGAUGUCAUACAGUACAUUUCUAAUUGCCGAAGCAUCAGAACUAACAGGUGUUGUUGCAGUCCUGUUUUGUGGUAUUUGCCAGGCUCAUUACACUUAUAAUAAUUUAUCAGCAGACUCGAGAUCUCGGACCAAGAAGUUAUUUGAGCUGCUCAACUUCUUAGCAGAAAACUUUAUUUUCUCAUACAUUGGAGUAUCGAUGUUUACAUUUCCUAAGCAUCGCUUUGACAUAGGCUUUAUUGUUAUAGGAUUUAUUUGUGCAAUGUUGGGUCGAGCUGUGAAUAUUUAUCCUCUCUCUUUCAUCUUGAAUCUUGGACGUAAGCCACAAAUUCCGUGGAACUUUCAACAUAUGCUCUUCUUUGCUGGUCUGAGGGGUGCUAUGUCAUUUGCAUUAGCAAUUCGUAACACUGUGUCUGAUGCAAGAAAAGCAAUGCUGACUACAACAUCGCUUAUUGUUAUUAUCACUGUGAUUGUUCAGGGUGGAGCAACUAUGCAGUUGCUUACAUGGUUCAAAAUACCUGUUGGUGUUGAAGAAGAGGUUGAGAUGUUGCCAUACACUGGAAUGCGAAAUGUGUACAAUUCAAUGGGAACCACUGAUGGGGACGUAGUUGAACCUCCUCCCAGAGAAAAUGUGAAAGUGAAUGAGAAGGCUUGGCUGGCCCGAAUCUGGGCAGAUUUUGAUGUUAAAUACAUGAAGCCAUUCCUUACUCACGCACGACCCACAUUAUUAGAAACACUUCCAGUGUGUUGUAAUCCACUUGCAAGGGUGCUUACUACCACAGAACAGAUGACUCAGGAUGGUCAAACACGAUCACAUAUGGAUUCUGAUUCUGAUCUCUGUAUCGAAGAAAAUGAUGUUGGUUUCAAUGCUCAGUCAAGACCAGCUACAAGGAGUGUUAUCACUAGUCCUCAAAACAACGACCAUCAGUAUCAGUUUUGAAAAUGGAACAUUGAUUGUUUCUUGGUGGCUAAAACAGCUGCUUGCUGCAUGUUGAGAGAAACAAUUCAUUCCAUUUGCGAAUUUACAUGGUAUGCAGUAGGAAUGUUUACAUGCUCAUAGGACUUUUGUUAAUCGAUUAAGUAUUGUAAUGUUGCUGUGAAAUCGAACAUUUUCAAUAAGAAGUUUGCAGUCUGUAAAUCUCGCAUAGCCAAACUGUAAGGAUAAAGCCUCAAGGAAUUGCAGUUAUACUGAGAACUAUGUUCAGUCUGUUAUUUGUGUGCUUGUUCUUUUUGUUUUAAUUAAUAUUAUUAUUGGUGGCACUUGUGUAUUUAAUUACUUGGGCAUUGGCACUCAUCAAAUGUGGGUUUGUGGGAAUUGUGAGAGCUUGAGAUUCAACUUAAUUUAAAUUAGUUUAAACAUAACACUUGGUGGAUUUUAUUGAACUUACUGCUAAAGUUUUUUCAAAAUAAUCUCUUCAGCUUCUAUUUUUUCUGCCCUCAUAUCAUUUCCCCACAAGGACCCAAUGUUAGGUGUUCAAGAUGAAAUUACCAGGAUGUGCAAAAAAGUGGGUGCUUUUUAUGUAAACCAUUCUUUCAGUAGAAUGGCUGAAGUUUGAAUUUUUAACAGUGUUUUCUUUUCAUGAUCAUUAUUUUUCAUCAUGUCUCUCUCUCUCUACAAAACUAAAUGGUUGGGCACGGUUUUAUUGGGUAUGUUCCUGGAGAACAUAUUAUUAUGAACUCUAGAAUGAAGAGAGAAAUGAAUACGAAAUUGCAGAGAGGAGUGAAUUGGAGAGUGGGGAGAGAGGAAGGAAUUGGGGAAAGGGUUGAAGAAAGAAACAGAAAUGACAAUAUAUCAGUUCAUGAUUUUAAGGGGUAUAAUAAUCUGAAGAUUUCUUAAAUGCUGCUGUCAAUGAUGGCAUAUUAUGUGAAGAUGUAACAGGCAAGAACUUUGGAGAAACCCACAUGUAUAUUGAAGUUUUCUCCAAACCGAAUGUUUCCCCAGCAUAAAUCAAGAUGUUGUGUCUUGAAUACAUGUAACACAUACAGUAAAUUCCCAUGAAUUGACAUUUAGUUGAAUUUGACAUAGAAUAAGUGCCAACUUUGCCCAUAAAAUGUUUUAACAGCACUUCUAUGAACCUGACUCUGCUAAGCUCAAGCAAUUGUUCUUUGUGUAUUUGAUUAUUAGAUUGGUGACUGGGCAAGGGAAGAAACUCGAUUCUUUCUUGAGUGUGUUGAGGUGAAUUUUCCUUCUCAUUUGUAACUGCUGUGGAUAGUAUAAAUAAAUUAAUGAAAAUUAUUUGUGAUAUGUACAAAAAGAAUUGCUAUAAAACAUUAUAAAUUGUAUUAUUUGCUACAUGAAUGUAUGCAUUUUCACCUUUCAUUUGAGAAAUUCUUCACAUUUCGUUUCAGUUCAAAUAACUUCCAAAAUAGUUAACAUUUUAAACCUGCAAGGGAAAUGUAUAUAUUUUACAUCAUGAAACGCUUGAUUUUAUUCUUCUCUAAAGGUAAUUUAAAGAUUGCUUUUAAAACUUCUUUGGCCUCGGUACUGCAGUAGAAUGAAUGUAAAGGGCUUAAAAGAAUUUCACUCUUAUUGGUGAUAACCCAUUAUUCACAUCCUCUUGUGAUAUUAGAGAGAAAUAGUGUAGUUUUCUCCCUUCUUUCUGUCUCCUGCUGUUACUUUUUCUGACAAUCACAAACACGUUUUUCUAAUUACAUUCUUCUUUUCGUUUUCUCUUGGUCAGAGUUCAGCCACAUCUGUAGUCUCUCGUAUUCUAUGUGGACUUUCAUAUUUGGGAUCUUUUAUUCAUUCAUACCUUGCAGUCAGUGAAGUUCAAGAGGAUAAUUGGACCAUAAAAGUGAAAAUUGACUAUUUUCAUAAACUGUUUUAUUUAUUGACCAGUUGAGUUUUAUAAAGAUAUUUAAUAAGGUCACAUUUCACAUUUUACUCUCAAAGUGGUUAUUUACCAUAAGGAUAGUUCAUAAUAUUAAUUAAACUUCUAUUUUUGCCUUGUGUAUUGUCUUAGUAAAUAUACACUUACGUUGGUUGAUCAUUUAAGAUACAAUGCUUACUUGCUGUUAAAUAGGUGAAUUGCUCGGUAUAUCCUUUUGUCUUCAUUUUUUGACUUUCACAAGCAGACAUAAUAAAAGUUUCAAUAAAUUCUCAGUUUCGUUCCUGAUACAACUCAAAAUUGAAGCAAGAUGGGGAAAUGCAUCCAACAUUUAAAACAAAUAUUUUAUUACUCAUAUAAUGCUAGAUAUUGUGUGUUUAAUUAUAAGAUUAUAAAGAAGUAGAGAACUGAAUUUCCAGCUUUCAAUAUGUAUCAAAGAAGGAAAAAAGCUCAGUUCAUCCAAGAACAGGAUAAAUAUAACAUAAAAUGUUGCAAAAUCAUUAUACAUUCGGUAUUUUUAUCCUUGGAUAUGAACCUGUAUUGUUUAAGUGAAGGGCUGUGUUCCAAAAAUAUUGUGCAUCUCAUAACGACAAUAAAUUUUUAGAGAUACCUAAAAUAUUUAGUUUAUCAGAGGUGAAAGAAAGAAGAGUUUUUAAAGAGUAUCUAUAAAGUAAAGCUAUUGAAAAGUUAGAUUAAAUUAUUAAAAUAGAGAUUGCGGUAGAGUAAUUUACUGCUAUCAAAUCUUCUUUUGAAUUAUGUUUUAUAGAGUGAAAUUGUGAAUAGCAAUGAUUAAACCUCAGAAUCCAUGCAUAGUAACCCCAAUUUUCAAAGUAAUGAGUAAGAUGAGAUAUUGUAAAAAUACAUUAGUAUUUAACAAAAUAUGCCUCAAACUGAGAAAUUAUUGAGCUCAUAUCCAUUUUAAUCUUUGUUAUACCUUUUUUUUAACCCUAUACAGAAAUCUGGUACAGCAUGUUGCUUCACGGUUGUUCCAAGGUAUAGGUCCCUUUUUUCAAAAUACCUCUUUUUAUUAAAUGGAAAAAAUAAUUAAUUCUGUUAAUUUUAUCUUGUGCAUACUCUUUUUUAAAUGCAGGGUUAAUUAAGCUUAAAGUCGUUCAUAUGACCUCCAAAUCUUGGGAGGAAUUAAUUGGAAAUUUAUGAAUGUGUUAUUUCUCAUCUGUACAUGAUUGGGGCAAGCAUCCAGAUUGAAAUAUGCAUGUUUGGAUUAAAUCAGAAGGUAGUUGUGUGCUUUGUAUAUUUUGAAGUAGAUCCUUAAUUGUAUAUUGUUGAUGUUCUGCAUAUUAUCCUUUUGUUAAAUUUAUGUGCUUUUACUUUCGUAUUGGAUUGUACUAAAAAUACAUAUAAAUAUUUCAGCAUUGGAGGUGUAAAUAUAUCCAUAGAGUAAAAUGCGAUUUGACUCAAUAGAUUUGCAUUGCAAUGAACAUUUCAUUUUCUUGUCAGGCAUGUAUAUCCAAAUUAUUUUCAAUUUGUUUGUGAUAUCUGCAUGCAUAUAUUCAUGUGAGUUAUUAUGUUAAACACAGAUUUCAAAACCAUUUAAGUGAUGUGACGAACAUGUUAUGAGAUUUAUAUUAUUUAUUGUGAUAUCAAUUUUAAUUCAUGUUGUUUUAUUUUAUUAUUCAUUUAUGUUUUAAUAAAAUUUCUGUUAAGUUUCUAGGUUUGUGAAACUUGUCUCUUUUGAAAUAUUAUGAUAAUCACCACUGCAGUUCCUACUUUUGGAAGUGCUGUGGUAUGAAUGUUCUUUCAUAGUGCCUGUGAUUUUAAUAAUACAAAAUUAUUUUUAAAUCAUUUUAAUUGGUUAAUAGUUGGAUAUCAGUAUUAUCUAGAUAUUUUAAAAUAAUUUUAGAUCUUUCUUGCUACUUAUUUGUCUUGCACAGUGUGGUUUGCACAGUUUUGUGCAAUUAUGCUUGUAAAGCUUCAAAGAAUAUGUGGUAGUUAUAUUUUUCACGUGUCCUAUUUUGAUACUUAAAAUAAUUGCUAAAUUUAUUGGUUGUAAAUGCGUAGUAUCCUAGACUUCUUUUGUAGAUACAACAAUUUAUCAGAUGGAAACCAUAAAUUGGACAGAACACACAACUGUAAUAUGUGCCAUUGUUCACAUUGCUAGCAGAUUCGAUAUUUAACUAAUGGCUUACUAUACUGUGUAAAGAUCAGUCUUGCAUAGGAGCCUUGCCAAAUAUGAAAAUUUCAAAUAAAAUAAUUUUAGUAGAUUUGUUUCAUUGGCAAGUAAACAGGACACUGGAGUAUAAACUGCCAUAGUUCUUGUACAUGAAUAAUAAAUGUGUUUUAAUCAGUAAAUAGGACUUCCCACAUUUGUUGUUUACAAGUUGCAAAUGUUUUGUGGUUUGUCAGUUCCUAUUAUUAGAAUAUUGAAAAUCAACCCAAGCACUGUAAUAGUUUAGAAAAUAGUAAAUGUUUUAUUUUAA
Molecule: messenger RNA, 5877 nt
Organism: Gryllus bimaculatus (two-spotted cricket)
Lineage: Eukaryota; Metazoa; Arthropoda; Insecta; Orthoptera; Gryllidae
Source: the annotation of a GenBank genome assembly